GAAGAUGGCUCCACCUGAGCCAGAGAUUGCAAUGAUGAAGUGGUACGAGGUGAAGCCGAACUUCUACCUGAGCAAGAUGGUUUCCCGACUCAAAGAGGCCACCGAUCGAAAGGAGAUCACGCGUUUGCUGCUGGGUUUCCAGAUCAGAUUCUGGCACGCGCCUGCGCCGGACAUGAUUGUGUUUCUCAAGAGCGCAGACUGCUGGACUAAGACUUCGGCAGGAGUCAUCACUCUGGCGAGUUUAGCUUGCACGGUUUGCAGAGACCACGCUCGUCCACAGACAAAACCACGGGCAGGAAUCACUGUUCCACUUCGAUUCAAUCAUCGGCUACACCUGGAUAUCAUCUUCAUGCGGGACAAAGCGCGGCUUCUCGUCAUCAACGAACUCUCUCGAUAUCAGGUGGCAGAUGUUAUUGCAGAUCGGACUCCGGAAGAGCUCUUGACUACCAUCCUGAGAUGUUGGAUCCGGUACUUCGGGCCGAUGCAGGCAAUGGUCCUGGAUCAAGAAGGUGGACUCGUGUUAGAACUAAGUUCGAGGACGUGCGACAAAAUGAACAUCCAGAGGCGGUAUGCCGGCACCGACGAUCACUAUGGCAUGCCUCAUGGAGACAUGGAUUCAACUGGUACGAUUGCCAUGAAGCUCAAUUGGACACGUGCCAUGCAGGGCUUGGAGAUAUCCGAUGUUGAGUUCGUGCAGGAGGCCGCCAUGGUCUCGAAUAGCAUGGUCAGCUACGGUGGCCAGACUGCGUCUCAGGUGGUCCUGGGCUUCACGCCGAAUGACCACUACGACCUGGAGGCCACUACCCUGGACUCCGCGCAUGGCGCAGACGUCAGUUGCCCAGACCCCUUCGCUGCAGCGGUCAGACUUCGCCCCCUUGCGAAGUCGGAGAUGGCACGCGCGAUCGUCGAGGUAGGUGACAGCGUGGACAUCUACGGGGCUUCAGAGCGCAAGGACCAGUCGGGCUGGCGUGGCGCGGCGGAGUUGGUGAAGAUCUCAGAGGGCACGGUCGACCAGAACCUAGACACCUUCAGGAGGCCGAGGGACAUCGUGGACGGCAACGUUUACGGCCAUGUGGCGCGGCUUGGAAAAACGAUUGGCUCGGACGGAAAGAUGAAGCGCAUACCAUACGCCAAGACCUCAAUGAACAUUCAGUCUUGGAAUUUGAGCAUGAGAACGUACAAGACCGUCUUCCAACUGAAAGGUAUUGAUGGCAUCCUAUGUGGCGCGUCACUGCAACGGAUUCCGUCGCUAUGUGGCGUCAAUAUCGGUCUGCUGGCACCGUGGGAAAGGAAAGACCACGCCAACUACUUCACCAUCGAGGUGGAUCCGAGCAAAGGAGCGGUCAUCAACAGUCUGGCUGCUCCUAAGUGGGAGAACACGUCAUUCCUGAUGUGCCACUCGAUGCCUUCUUUUUCGGACCCUUUCUGCGAUGGGCAUCGAGUGCCAGACCUGGAGGAUCCUCCCCGCAUCGAAGCAGAGCCUGACAGCAUCAGAGAGUGGACCGCGACGUGGCGGACAUGA
Molecule: messenger RNA, 1522 nt
Organism: Prorocentrum cordatum
Lineage: Eukaryota; Dinophyceae; Prorocentrales; Prorocentraceae
Source: the annotation of a GenBank genome assembly